AUGACAUACAAAGCAACAAAAUUUGUUCAGUUGACAUUGCCUCACUCGGAAAGCAUACCCAUUCCAAAUAGACCAAGCCCUACUGAAGAAUAUAUGCCGCCAACUUUUGUAACCGCUGGAGAAUUAAGUGUAACCGAAUAUGUGCCAUCAAACGUUACUCCAAAUUGCAACCAUAUGGAAAUUACACAAAACCGUCUUGACAUUAUGAUACGCCGCCUCAAGUUAUCGCAGCGACAAUCGAUUCUCUUAGCCAAAGAAUUGAAACAAGUGAACAUUUUGGCACCUGACGCUCGUAUAUAUGGAUCAAUUGGCCGUCAUCGUCGUUUUUCUAAUUUUUUUAAAUCAAUUGAAAAUAAUACAUUGGCUUUUUGCCUUGAUAUUCGUGGUUUGGUUUUAACUUUGCAUCAUGAAUAUAAACCUGAAGACUGGAGACUAUUUAUAGAUUCAUCCAAAAGUAGUUUAAAAGCAGUUCUACUCCACGUUACCAACUCAAAAAAUUCCGUCCCGAUUGCAAUAAGCACAAACACAAAGGAGAACUAUUCAUCCCUGAAAAAAAUCAUCGAUCUAGUGAAGUACGAUGAGCACAAAUGGAAAAUUUGUGCGGACCUAAAGGUCGUUUCAAUUUUAACUGGUUUGCAAUUGGGGUACACAAAAAAUAUGUGUUUUAUGUGUUUAUGGGACACUCGUUAUGCUGGCGAUCAAAACGAAAAACGAAACUGGCCUACACGAGUACUUAACGGGCCUGAUAUUCGACGUUUGAUAAAGAACAGGCUAUUCGAAGAUGCUCUUAGUGAUGCAGAGCUUGUGGCAUGGAACUGUUUAAAAGCGGUCAUUGAAAAUGUACUCGGAGCUCACCGAUCCAAAGAUUGGCGCAUACAUAUUGAAAACAUGCUUAAGGCUUUCCACAACAUCGGUGUUAGCAUGUCUUUGAAAUUACAUUUUCUUCAUUGCCACAUCGAAAAAUUUGCCGAACAAUCACCAGCCGAAUCCGAUGAGCAUGGUGAACGCUUUCAUCAGAUAAUGUUCAGCAAGACUCGAACAUUGGUACAGCGGAAAGAAACUUGA
Messenger RNA from Brassicogethes aeneus, 1065 nucleotides. NCBI's taxonomy places the organism in Eukaryota, Metazoa, Arthropoda, Insecta, Coleoptera, Nitidulidae. The record is from the annotation of a GenBank genome assembly.